GUUACAGUAUAUAUAUAAAAAAAUGAAACACGUAGAAAAAACGAGACAUACAAAAAUUAUCCCGUGUCAGUUAAUACUUAGUUGGGUAACCUUUCACAUGCAUUAUGGCCUCACAGCAUCUUUUCAGGGAGUGAACCAAGUGUUUUAGUUCUGCAGCUGUUAUAACGUGAAAUCAAGAUUGAAUGAUGGCUUCUAUGAACUGGGUUUUAUUGCUGGGUCACUUCUGACUAGCAAAUUUCUUUAGUCGGCUCCAUAGAUUUUCAAUUGGGUGAAGGUCUGGGCUAUUCCCAGGCCAUUCGAGCAGUGGAAUAGGAUGAUCUUGAAACUCCAAGGGAAAAAAAGUGGUGUUAUUAGCCAUCAAACCUCAAAAAGACACUUUUCCCAAAAGGUUUCCCCAAUUUUGGCCACUGCUCCCAAUCACCUCUAGGGGGCUGCCUGCUCUUUGCUGCCCCCUAAUGGGCACCUAUUGCUAUUUCCAGCCCCGAUCUACGGGUGAUAAAGUACAUUCAAUAGGAAUCCGCGUGUUUGCAGGGGGAACCAGGCAUUUCCCACUGACUUCCUCCACAGGCAGAAUGAAACAUGCAGAAAAUGGAUUUUCAUUACCAAGCCCAAGCUAGGAAAGAAAGAAUUAAAAAAAAAAACACCUGUGAUUUUUAACCCUUAAGGGGAAAUCUCGACUAAGCCCUCCCAUCCAGCCCCGGAUUUUGAAAAAGAGGGGAUCAAGGCGCCUCCUUUCUCCCCCCACCAAAGCGCCCGGCUCUUGGCGUUUGCAGCUGGAGACCCUCAAGAGCCCCGAGGGCGGGCUGCGAGGUAGGUAGAUAGGCAGGCAGGCAACUCUGGAGCUUUUCUCGGACCCUGCUUGGCGUGGAAGCUCCGCGGCGUGGAACUGCCAGCCCGCGAGUGGGAUGAGCUGGCCGGAGGCGGAUCGGAGGCGGGCAGGACGCGCAUUGGAAACCUGAGCGAGAUGCGCCUUGCGACGCCUGGGCACCCUUCCUUGCCCCGGAUAAAGGGUGGCAGCCGGUUCUUCUUUCGUUGGUUGCGCGCUUUUCUCCUUUUUGUGUGUGUCUUUCGAACAAGAAAGACCUCUUGGAAAGUGGAUCAGAUUAUUAGGCUCCUGGAGAACUGCCGUCAUGGAAUCUGGUUGGAUCUGUGCAUCUGUGCUUCUUCUUUGCUUCUGGUUACGUGAAGGGAAUUCACAGAGCAUCAUUGAGGACCAGAAGAAAAAGCUGAGCCUCCUGAUUAAUGAGGUCAAUGCAGAUAAUCCAGGAGACGACACCAUGGAGUAUUUGGAACUCUAUCAUGUCAGCGGACAAAGAGUUGCUUUGAACGGAUAUCAUGUAGUCCUCUACAACGGGAAGGGAAACAUAGCCUACAAAGUCUUGGAUCUUGGUGGUUUUUCCACAGAUGACCAGGGUUUUCUCCUGGUUGGAUCUGGCAACCUUGUCCCAAGGCCAGCUAUAAUCCUCUCGAAGGGCACAAUCCAGAAUGGACCGGAUGCAAUUGCUCUUUAUUUUGGGAGAUCGGAUUUGUACGUAGGCAUGCCGGUAGACAACGAAGGCCUGGUGGAUGCUUUGGUUCAUAAAUCUAACAAAAGGGACAAAGCAGAUGAGUUGGUUCGUGUUCUGACCCCUGGCACGGAACCUUUCUUGGAGGACCCUUCAUUCCGGACCACGGAUGAUGAGUCUCUGGAGAGGUGCCAAGGGAUGGAUUCUCAGAGGUUCUUCCAACUGGGGGCACCAACCCCAGGCGCAGAUAACCACUGCAUCCCUUUCUCACAGUUGAAUGCCUCUGUUGUGCUGAUCAAUGAGGUCAAGUUGGCAUCCUCUCCUGGAGACGCUGAGUUUGUGGAGCUCCAAGGUCCCCCUUCUGUAGAGGUGAAGGACCUGGUGAUGGUCCUGGUAAAAGGAAGCACCCAAAAGAUCUACUCGAUCAUGGAGGUCAAGGGUGAAACAUCUCCUGAUGGGUUACUUCUGUUGGGUUCGGGACUGUCCAAAAUUCCAGGGGGCGCAGCUCACUUUCAGAACUUCACUUUCCUCCAGAAUUCCAGCACUCCCCUUCUCAAAGCAGGCACCAAUGCUGUUGCCCUGUACGGCGGGACCAUCAGAAACUUUGUGGUGGGCUCCAGCGCCCCGUCGACACCACCCCUUCUGGAUGCCUUGGUGUACACAACAGCGGAACCGUCGGAUUCGGCGCUGCCGGACACCUUGACCCCUGGGAAGCCUCCCUUCUACGUGAGCGAACAAUCCCGGGCCGAUGGUGCAUCUGUCAGCCGAUGCCUCUGUUGCUUUGUCUCCCGCGAUUCUUCCUCCUACGCCCUCGCCAAUCCCACACCUUUGCAGUUCAACGACUGCCCGAAGAUACGUUUUAGCCAAAAAGUUUCUCUUUGUUUUCAAGUAGCAGGCUGCCAACAAAAACCACAGGACGAAAGGACGAUACAGAGAGUUUUGGCCCAGUCCCUGGAGAAACGAUGCAACUGCAGUUUUUCCCCAGCAUAUUUCAAAGAUCCCGUUUUAACCUGUGAAGGCAGAGAAUUGAUUUUCACUGCCUUCUUGAGUGCCCGGUCAACACAGCAGCUGGACCUUGAGUUGCAGGCCCUCUCAAACUUGGAGAAGAGUGAAGAACUGUUUGGUUUUGGAAAGCCGAACCACAGCAUAGCGAUUAAGGCUUGUUCGAGCAAUGCAGAUGGGACAGAGACACCUCCAGAUGUAACUUCAGAAGAACCACGGACAACCGGAGAACCUCCAACUCCAGCCCUGGAGUUGCUUAUCAACGAAGUGAACGCGGACAAUCCUGGCUCUCGAGAAGACACGGAAUUCAUUGAGCUGUUCUACCCAGGACAAGCACCGUUUGCACUCGAGAAUUACUGGCUCGUUCUGUACAACGGCAAGAAUAACUUAGCUUACCAAGUCUUGAACCUGACAGGCUACUCAACCGACGAGUGGGGCUACUUCCUUGUAGGGAGUGGUGGAGUCACCCCCGUGCCCUCGCUUCUUUUGCCAAAUAACACCAUCCAAAAUGGCGUAGACGCCGUGGGGCUCUACCGCAACGCCAACCCUGUCUAUAAAAACAACAUGCAGGUGACCGUCGAUGGGCUGGUUGAUGCUGUGGUGUACAGAGCCCGGGGUGCGGAAAAAGCUGACAAGCUCGUGGCUCUUCUCACUCCUGGGCAGCAUGUUAUCCAUGAAAAUGAUUCUCAUAGCACCGAAGACGAGUCCAUCAGCCGAUGUCUCAGCCUGAAGCCCAGAGAUCCUAAGAGUUUCCAGGUGACCGAAAUAACGCCUCUUCGGGAAAACUCUUGCGUGUCCUUCAACUUGAAUGUCACCAGAGAGGUGAUCCACAAAUCUUCGGCCAUCAUCAACGAAGUGGGCCUGGCCAACGACUCACUUCUAUACAAGUUCAUUGAGCUGAAAGGGAAGCCCGGGGACAGCUUGACCAAAUACACCUUGCAUUUCUUCGGAAACCGUAACCGGCCUUACAACAGCAUCCACCUGCAAGGCAGAUUUGGAAGCGAGGGUCUUUUUGUCGUCAUGCCAGGACAAGCGUCGCAAAGGGAUCAGACUCAGGAGCAGUUGGUGAUGCCCACUCUCUGGAAUCACCCAUUCCCGAAGCAGGAGACCUUAACUGUAGCCCUAUUCAGCCGUAAAGCACAACUUCCAUAUGGCACUCUAAAUAUUGCCGAGAAACUAGAAGACAGUUUGACGUGGAACCCUGGGGCGGUCUUUCAAAUACCCUCUAUGCCUGGGAAAAGAGAAAGAAUCUGGUCAUUGAGUUACUGCCCUUUUUGCAAAGAAACCUUUCUCUUCUCCAACCCCACCCCAGGCUUGGAGAACAGCUGUCCUCAAGAGUCUCUGUCCUUGGAUCUUGGGAUGUGCCUAUGGACACUCAACUGUUCCUUCUGGCUUCAAAAUCCACAGCUGCAAGCUCACUUCCAGCAGAUGCUAGUGAGAUCCAUGGAAGACAGCUGUUUGUGUGCUCUCUCUCUGUGCGCUCUGCAAGAACUGAAUUUCACCUGCUCUGAUACCACAUUGAAACUGUCCGGUCGGAUGCUGGCCACAUCACUGGAAGAGCGGGAGCUCCUUAUCCAAUGGCAACAGAAAUUCUCCUUAAAUUCCCAUCCAUUUUCUGUGGAUGGGAUAUUCCUCAGAACUAAUGCACCCUGCGCAUCUUCUAGUGAAGUGGUACCAAUAUCUAAAGCUUCAUUUCAAGGCUGGGAAAUUGCUUUUUUGGUCUUGGGUUCCAUUUUGCUCAUAGCGCUGUUGAUUGGUGGAAUUGUCUAUUGUAUAAAAAGACCGCAAAAUUACAACAACAUUGAACUGAACGAUCGCUGCGAGAUUAUUUCAGACAUCUGAUUCUACCAGGAAGUGCCUCCAUAAAAAAAAAAGGCUAUUUAUGGAUCUACUGUAAUGAAGAGGUAAAUCUCAGAACGUUCCAGCCAGCUGACCGCAGUGUAAACAGAUCAAAUUCCUGGAGUAUUUAUUUUGAGAAUGAUGUUUUUCUGUGCGUGAGAAAACCUACCCCUUUGUUUCUACAAGCAUCUCUCACUGCCAGGCUGGGUGAAAAAUUGGUGGGGUGGAACAAGAUAUUUUCCCCACCCACCAUAAAAAAUAUAAUAAUAAAUGUGUAGCCAAAGCGAUUACUUCCUCCCCCUAAUUUGUCAGUGGGGGCAAAGUGCUUUGCUCAUCACAAUCAGAGAAAGAGAAAGGGGAAGAGAGAGAGAAAGAGAGAGAGAAAGAAAAAAAGAAAAGAGAGAAAGAGAGAGAGGGAAAAAAGAAGAGAGAGAGAGAAAAACAACAACAGAGAAGCAAGAAAGCCUUGGAUUCCGUUCUAAUAAAUACAGAAUUUUUUUCUCAGAGUGGAAAGGAGUAGACGGAGAAUUGCUCAAGUUACCUCACCUACAUGGAUUGUCAAUUAGAUCUAAAGUGACUUCGCUGCUCCUAAGGAAUGGACUGUCUUAGUUGUAAUCAGGUGGGUUUCAGCAGGUUCUGACCAGUUCUGGAGAACUGGUAGCGGAAAUUUUGAGUAGUUCGGAGAACCGGUAAAUACUACCUCUUACUGGCCCCAUCCACAUCUAUUCUCUGCCUCCCAAGUCCCAGCUGAUCGGGAGGAAAUGGGGAUUUUGCAGUAAACUUCCCCUGGAUUAGGGAGGGAAUGGAGAUUUUAUAGUAUCUUUUUCCUGGAGUGGGAUGGGAAUGGUAUCCUUCCCCUGCCACGCCCACCAAGCCAUGCCCACCAAGCCAUGCCACAGCCACCAAGCAACACCCACAGAACUGGUAGUAAAAAAAUUUGAAACCCACCACUGGUUGUGAUGUGUGGUGCCACUGACAAUGAACGCCUCAAGUGUGUUUGUGAAAGGGGACCUUUUUCAGGGGAAGGUGCCUGCUUUCCAGGCAGAGAAAGUCUCAGGUUCAUUUCCUAGUUCAGGAAACAGGAAAGAUCAGUUGAAAACAAACAUUUUCGCAAAGCCGUCGGUUCAGUUGACAUUUUAAAGCUGCGGGCAAGAAGGUAACUGGACCCCUAUGCUCACCUCCCUAUGCUCACCUCCCAUUUUCUAAGCCAGAGAAGUCAGUACCUAAGCCAAAGGAAAAGAAAUUAAAAAAAAAGAGGUCACCCUUGUCUAAACACUCCACUUUCCCCAGAAGGAAACUCAGGAAUUUGUAUAUAAACCGUCGUUUGUAGUUUCACCUUGCUUGUGUAGCUGUACCAACUCUGUAGCCUUGAAUUUCUUGCUCGCCGCCAGAAGGCCACAGCAAAAAUUAAAACCCAAAGCAAUGACACAAACAGAAGGUGGUAUAAAUCGUGAAGGUCCCUGGGGGAAAGCCCAAAUUCAGUAUCCUCUGAAAUGUGCUGUCUCAGAGCCAGCUUCUCACACCUCUGCAGAUGUGAAUAGGGGGUCCUUAGUGCUCCCUGAACUUGACUGUAUUCUUGCAGCUGUUUCAUUACCCAGCUAGAUAACAGCAUCAAUGCUAGAAGGGUUUGCCCUUGUAGCAUUGAUGAUGUUACUUAGUUCGGUAAUGAGACUUAGUCUAACGGGUAGGUGUGACAUUUGCUUUCAGGCACACUUGAUUUAACAGGCUUUGUAAAAGCUGCAAAUUUUUUUUGGAUCGACUUUUAAUCAGCUACUGCCCUCUGCUGAUCCUCUAACAUUGCAGCAAUUGCUAAUUAAAUUAACCAACCAUGUACAAUAUUUUUUGCUCAUCCCAUCCGUAUACAAUAUUAUUGUAGAACAGGGGUCUCCAAACUCGGCAACUUGAAGACUUGUGGACUUCAACCCCCAGAGUUCCUCAGGCAGGAUGGGGAGAGAGGGGCGGGUUGUUGCCAGGUUUGCCAAGUUGUAAGGUUUGGAGACCCCUGCUGCAGAAAUAAGAAAGAAGACCUUGACAGCAGCAUUGGCUCAGUGACUUAAUGAUGCUAGAGAUGGUCUCAGCUCGGGCGAUUGGAGCCCUAGUUCUGCCUACCACCAUCCUACAUUUUUUCCAUUUUUUAAAAAUCACACUGUCUUCUUGGUUUUUCCAGUUCUGGCAUUCAGGAAGUUAUGAAAUAAAUGUUUAAUUGCUUAUUUGCUCUUCUUUGUCCUCUGAUCACCGAGAUCUUAUGAUGUUUGUUUUUGCUGUCCUUAGGCUGGAAAUUUACCAGUAUUUAUCUUGUUUAUGGUUGAUUGUAUUUUAUUCUGUUGUGAGCCACAGGGAGUCAGAAUGACCGGGUGGCAUUAUGAAUGGACAGAAAAAUAAAUAAAAUAAAAAGUUGGGAGUCCAAAUGCAGCUGAUUUUUUCAUUGCUGAGACCUAUCAAGAGAUCUAAAGUUUCUUUUUCUGACAAUAAGUUUAGAGGAGUUCCCCCUCUCACUUUUUCAACUUUUGUUGGAGAUAGAUGGCUUGGCCUUCAGCUGUCCCUGUCACAAUUAAAGCAGGGCUCCUAUACAAAUGGGGGAAUACCUUAGCUUUGCCACCCUAGUUAUGCUAAACAAGUGAGACCUUCAGCACUAGGCAGCUGUCAACUAGAUGCACAUAUGUGUGGCUGACUCUUUUAAGGAAGAGAUAAUAUUCAUCCUUGCACUACAGCUACUUCUCGACUUACAACAUUUGUUUAGCCACCAUUCAAGGUUACUAUGGCACUGAAAAAAAGUGACUUAUGACCAGUAAAUAAAGGAGUGUGGGGUUCACACAACAUGCUUCAUCACAAAGUAGUAUACUUAUUCACAUAUAACAAUCGUAUGUGAAUAAGCCAUUUUGGGUAGUGGUUAAAGCACCAGGCUAAAAACCAGGUGAUAGUGAGUUCUAGUCCUGCUUUAGGCAUGAAGCCAGCUGGGUUCAUCUGGAAAAUGCUGUGGUGCCAGUACCAUAUGAUCUGCCACAUCUGGAAUCUGCUGUGAUGCUGGCAUGGUCUUCUGCUACAUCUGGAACUUUCCUGGAUGCUAGCAGUCUUCUGCAACACCUGGAACCUGCAGUCUUAGCAGUCUCCCAAAACAUCUGGAACCUACUGUAAGCUAGCAUGGUUUUCUGCAAAAUCUAGAACUGCUGCGGUGCUAAACCCUUUCAUUUCCCAAUUUGAUCCACCCUCUCCCCGAAAAGAUGGCACGUGCUAUGUAUUACAACUCCCAUGACUCCAAACCAUGGGAGUUGAUCACAGUUGUGGUUCAACCCCCAUUGGGCGACGUUCGG
Messenger RNA from Ahaetulla prasina, 7657 nucleotides. RefSeq lists its product as uncharacterized. The record is from RefSeq and is a predicted model, not a curated record. Bases 1131 to 4349 code for a protein of 1072 amino acids. NCBI's taxonomy places the organism in Eukaryota, Metazoa, Chordata, Lepidosauria, Squamata, Colubridae. The transcript has 14 exons.